Molecule: messenger RNA, 4774 nt
Organism: Suricata suricatta (meerkat)
Lineage: Eukaryota; Metazoa; Chordata; Mammalia; Carnivora; Herpestidae
Gene: EFR3A
Product: EFR3 homolog A
Exons: 23
Coding region: 5-2470 (821 amino acids)
Biological process (GO): protein localization to plasma membrane
Cellular component (GO): plasma membrane
Source: RefSeq, a predicted model, not a curated record
CACCAUGCCCACCCGAGUGUGUUGCUGCUGCUCUGCCUUGCGCCCUCGCUACAAACGCCUGGUGGACAACAUCUUCCCCGAAGACCCGAAAGAUGGUCUCGUUAAAGCAGACAUGGAGAAAUUGACAUUUUAUGCAGUAUCUGCUCCAGAGAAAUUGGAUCGAAUUGGUUCAUACUUAGCAGAAAGGUUGAGCAGGGAUGUCGUCAGACAUCGCUCUGGGUAUGUUUUAAUUGCCAUGGAAGCAUUGGACCAGCUUCUUAUGGCUUGCCAUUCUCAAAGCAUCAAGCCAUUUGUCGAAAGCUUUCUUCAUAUGGUAGCCAAGCUGCUAGAAUCCGGGGAACCAAAGCUUCAAGUGCUUGGAACAAAUUCUUUUGUCAAAUUUGCAAAUAUUGAAGAAGACACACCAUCCUAUCACAGACGUUAUGACUUUUUUGUGUCCCGCUUCAGUGCCAUGUGUCACUCCUGUCACAGUGAUCCAGAAACACGAACAGAAAUCAGAAUUGCUGGAAUCCGGGGUAUUCAAGGAGUUGUUCGCAAAACCGUGAAUGACGAACUUCGGGCCACCAUUUGGGAGCCCCAGCACAUGGAUAAAAUCGUUCCUUCCCUCUUGUUUAACAUGCAGAAGACAGAAGAGGUCGACAGCCGCAUAGGCCCUCCUCCUUCUCCUUCUGCUGCCGACAAGGAAGAGAACCCUGCCGCGCUGGCUGAGAACUGCUUCCGGGAGCUGCUGGGGCGCGCGACGUUCGGGAAUAUGAAUAAUGCUGUCAGACCAGUCUUCGCACAUUUAGACCAUCACAAACUGUGGGACCCUAAUGAAUUUGCUGCUCACUGCUUUAAAAUUAUAAUGUAUUCCAUUCAGGCUCAGUAUUCUCACCACGUAAUUCAGGAAAUUCUAGGACACCUUGAUGCUCGUAAAAAAGACUCCCCACGGGUGCGAGCAGGUAUCAUCCAGGUUCUACUAGAGGCUGUGGCCAUUGCUGCCAAAGGCUCCAUAGGACCCACGGUGCUGGAAGUCUUUAACACCCUACUGAAGCACCUGCGUCUCAGUGUUGAAUUUGAAGCAAAUGAUUUGCAGGGCGAGCCUGUAGGCAGUGCCAACUUAAACACCAGUACCAAAGACAAUGAUGAGAAGAUUGUGCAGAAUGCUAUUAUCCAAACAAUAGGAUUUUUUGGCAGUAACCUACCGGAUUAUCAGAGGUCAGAAAUCAUGAUGUUCAUUAUGGGGAAAGUACCUGUUUUUGGAACAUCCACCCACACUUUGGAUAUCAGUCAACUGGGGGAUUUGGGAACCAGGCGGAUUCAGAUAAUGUUGCUGAGAUCUUUACUUAUGGUAACCUCUGGAUACAAAGCAAAGACCAUUGUUACUGCACUGCCUGGAUCUUUUCUGGAUCCUUUGUUGUCACCAUCCCUCAUGGAGGACUAUGAGCUGAGACAGUUGGUCUUGGAAGUCAUGCAUAACCUCAUGGAUCGCCAUGACAACAGGGCAAAACUUCGGGGGAUCAGAAUAAUACCAGAUGUUGCUGACCUAAAGAUAAAAAGAGAAAAAAUCUGUAGACAAGACGCAAGUUUCAUGAAAAAGAAUGGGCAACAACUGUACCGGCACAUAUAUUUGGGCUGUAAAGAGGAAGACAAUGUUCAGAAAAACUAUGAGCUACUUUAUACUUCUCUCGCUCUCAUAACUAUUGAAUUGGCCAAUGAGGAAGUGGUCAUUGAUCUCAUUCGAUUAGCCAUUGCUUUACAGGACAGCGCCAUCAUCAACGAGGACAGCCUGCCCGCGUUCCAUCGCUGUGGGAUAAUGGCCCUGGUUGCCGCGUACCUCAACUUUGUCAGUCAGAUGAUAGCUGUCCCUGCAUUUUGCCAGCAUGUCAGCAAGGUUAUUGAAAUUCGAACUAUGGAAGCCCCUUAUUUUCUACCAGAGCAUAUUUUCAGAGAUAAGUGCAUGCUUCCAAAAUCUUUGGAGAAGCAUGACAAAAAUUUAUACUUCUUGACCAACAAGAUCGCAGAGUCACUGGGUGGCAGUGGCUAUAGUGUUGAGAAGUUGUCGGUGCCGUACGUGCCCCAAGUGACAGAUGAAGAUCGACUUUCUAGAAGAAAAAGCAUCGUAGACACUGUCUCCAUUCAGGUGGAUAUUUUGCCCAGCAGCGUUCCGUCUGAUGACGUGGUGAGUAACACUGAAGAGAUCACCUUCGAAGCGCUGAAGAAAGCAAUUGAUACCAGUGGAACGGAAGAACAGGAAAAGGAAAAGAGGCGUCUUGUGAUAGAGAAAUUCCAGAAAGCACCUUUUGAAGAAAUAGCAGCACAGUGUGAAUCCAAAGCAAAUUUGCUUCAUGAUAGACUUGCUCAAAUACUGGAACUCACCAUACGCCCUCCUCCCAGUCCGUCGGGAACACUGACCAUUACUUCUGGGCAUGCCCAGUACCAGUCCGUCCCAGUCUAUGAGAUGAAGUUUCCAGAUCUGUGUGUGUACUGAGGGGCUCGUGAAGACCUUGGCACAGGAUCUAACGCCUGUAAAUUAAGGCCCCGCUGGGUUUUCAGGGUGUCCUUCCUGUGUGUUAGCAUCCUUCCUGAGAAUAAAGGCAAGGUGUCUCUUCAACCAAAUGCCUGGCACAAACCACGUUAGAAACGGUGGAGCUGCGUAUGGCGACAGUACUUUGGGGGAUGGGUUUCUGCCACCAGUUUCUUUUGAGGUUCUUGUCGGCUUUCAGAGUCGGAUGUGUGUUGGUCUCCCACCAUUCCGUGGUGCAGCGGUAUAUUUUAAACUUCACAAAUAUGUAAUUUUAAAAGAUACUAUGCCUUCAGAGGGCUGAAGAUGUACGAAGUGUCUACUGUAUUUCUUAAACAUCUACACGACUGCUUAGGAAUAGAAUUGCUUUUGUGUUUGGUUAUCUGCAAAAGCAAAUAUGUACAAAUAUAUUGCUAAUCUUGGGGCCGCAAACCUGUCCUGUGGCUCGUGUCCCCACGUUUUAGAUGGUGUGAUCUGUAGUAGCACGUGAUAGGCCUUCCUCCACUAGUUUAUGGUAAUAAGACACCUCUUGAAUAGUCUUCCCAGACUAUGACCAACCCUAAAAUCGCCAUAUUUAAGCGUCCAGUUCUCGUCAUACCGUGUUUCCUGCCAUUCUACUCGAGAAGCUCAGAGCUUCCCCUUGGCGUACUGAACUGUGCAAUAUAUUUUUACAUCAUAAAAUGUAUUAGUUUACAGAAUAUGCUUUGAAAUUAGAGUAGUAUUUUGCUGUGGCUUCCAUUAGUUAUAUGAGAUCUGUAUUUAGUGUAAGAAAAAAAGGACAUUUAAAACAGCUACUAGUUCACCUGUGAAGAGCGUGUACCUUUUGAUUUCUUUCAAAAGCACAUUAUUUACAUUUUUAUAUUAUGCAUUGUUUUAAAUCUUCAUAGUCAAAAGAGUCUCCAAACAGACUUUUAAUUUGUAAGAUUUGAACUAUAACUUGUAUGCAUCUGCUUAGGAUUUGUCCCAUUACAGUCGAAAAGCGUGCGUGUGGCUUUAGCGACCGGGCUGAGGACCGUCAGCUUCGAAAGCUUCCGCCUGCCGAGGCCCCCGAGGGCACACGUGGGACGCGUGGCCCAGCCCCACGGUGUCUCCUCACAGUUGUGUGCGUUCCAGUGAAUUCCAUCACACAGCGAAAAUGAGCAACUUUCUUUGCGACUCUCAUAAAAUCUUCUUAGGUCAUUUUUAUAGAAUAACCUGUUUAUAAUUACAUUGCCUUUUCAGAUUCCGUUUCUUUUUACAGAGAACAGUAUACGUAUCAAACAUUGUAGCUCAAAAAAUAAUUCAGUUUUUAUCUUUUGUUUUUGUUUGAAAAACCACAGUUGAGAAUGGCAUGUUAGAAGUUUGUGUUUAUGAUUGUUGGGCACCCUUGCAAGGAACAGAAAAAUGUACAGGAGUGGCAAAAGAACAAGCCUGUUCCCAGUGUUUUUAAUAAACCGAAGUAGAGCGUCUUGAAGCAUCUCGCGAAAGACCCUAGUUGUCGGGGCCCCUGAAAGGGUGCUGGGGGCCCCUGGGCCCUGUCGUGGGCACUGAGCUGCAGGCUCACGGCGCGGUCAGCACGGGUUAGUGACCUCGCUUCGCUGUCACUGGAACUUCACCUCUUGAUCAGGUAGAAUGUGUCACCAUAUAAUAGGCCAAGUUUUAUGUUUUCUAUCUCCCUUUUUUUCUUCUGUAUUUUUAAAGAAGGGUAUUAAUUUUUGUGCAUUUGAAAACAUCUGAGCAGGGGGACAUGCAGAAACAAUCAUCAUCCACUUGGAUGUCAUUUUAUAGAUUGACACUGUGUGCUUUUGUAUGAAAAAAAUAUGUAUAAUUUAAUAGUGUAAGUAAAGGAGAUAUAUAUUCAUUUGCACUCAGUGCACAACUUUGCUCUACAAGUUUCAUGUUUCUCCGGGAUUUAAAAAGGCAUGUACUGCAUGUAAAGAAAAACCAUUUGAAUCAAUUGUUUAUCACACCUUUCUCUUGGUCUGUUUGGAAACCGUUGAUGUGGGUUUCGCGGGUUUCUGUUUUCUUGUCGCUGUUGUUUUUAAAUGACAGCGGACUUCUGAUAUCCUAGAUGAAUAAUCGUCCCCAGGAAGUGGAUCUUUGCUUUACUUGUCCCUUCCAGGAGACCUCAAGAGACCCUGUGGGUAACGGGUGCGUGUGUGCAGUGUUCCAGCCAGUUUGGAGACUGAAAGUUUUGAAAGUCUACGAUGUGUUGAGGUUCACUGUAUGGCUAUAUUUUCGUAGAUAUUUAAAACUCUUAAUAAAACUGUUAAUCAUUCUCUUUUUGCUGUA